Molecule: messenger RNA, 900 nt
Organism: Rhagoletis zephyria (snowberry fruit fly)
Lineage: Eukaryota; Metazoa; Arthropoda; Insecta; Diptera; Tephritidae
Product: thioredoxin M5, chloroplastic-like
Source: RefSeq, a predicted model, not a curated record
GACGAAUUUUUUACUGCAUACGUAUGCAUGUAUUGUAGCGAAAAAAUAGUUAACAUGUCUUCUCGGCCUGCGCCACCAAAUGCAAACGCUGCAAUAACUCGCUCUUCUGCAGCACCAGUUCAAAAUGUACAAGCAACGGCUUCUCCCUCUCAAAGUACCCCCGUACCAGCUUCAGCAGCACCACCUCGGGUUGCAGGGCCAAACCGUAACUCAACAAGAGUUCUCCCACCCGCGGCAACAGUUCAGAGUGCACCACCAACAGCUUCACCCCCUCAAAUUGUCCCUGCACCAGCGACAACAGGUGGCACUGCGCCAAGCGCAGCAGCAUCAUCUCCACCAGUACCCGCCACGCAAGUAGGACCUGCUUCAGCAUCUUCUCAAAAAACCUCACCACCUCCAAUACCUCCACCGCCAAUUUUUAUCGACGGAGUAAAUAAGUUAAUAAUCAUAUCAGAAUGCGCCACCUAUGCCCAACUAUUAAACGAAGUUGGACGAAAACAUCUAUUGGUCGAAUUUUUUGCACCUUGGUGCGGAGCUUGUAUGUUAAUAAAUAGAAAACUUGAAGAACUAGCAACUACGUAUAAUGGCAAAUUGAUCAUUGCAAAAGUUGAUGUUGACGACUGCGAGCAAAUAGCGAUUGAUAAUGACGUCAGUAUGAUGCCAUCGUUUUUAUUGAUGAAAGAAAACCAAAUAUUGGAAAAAUUUGCUGGGAGUAAUGAAGAAAAACUAAUUAACACUAUUAAAAAGUAUGUUGGAGAGCCGACGAACGGCAUAGAAGAGACAAAUAGCCUUACAGCGGAGCCAGGAAUCUAGGUCGAUAAAAUUAAUAUUUAUUUACAUAUCUGCUUAUGAGAUUAUUUCGAUAUAGUAAAAUCAUGAUCAUGUAGUAAAACUGUGAUU